Molecule: messenger RNA, 8712 nt
Organism: Crotalus tigris (Tiger rattlesnake)
Lineage: Eukaryota; Metazoa; Chordata; Lepidosauria; Squamata; Viperidae
Gene: PCBP4
Product: poly(rC) binding protein 4
Exons: 15
Coding region: 214-1644 (476 amino acids)
Biological process (GO): negative regulation of mRNA splicing, via spliceosome
Cellular component (GO): nucleus; cytoplasm
Molecular function (GO): mRNA binding
Source: RefSeq, a predicted model, not a curated record
AUAGUCCCGAGGCUUUGGCCUGCGCCUCCCUCGCCUGUCAAGCGCUUGAUUUCAUUGUUCCAGGCUGAUGUCACUCCCAGUUGUUACAGACGCUUCUUCGGGUAACAAUGUGGAACUAGGAGGCACAAAGGACCUUUCUGGAGACACCCCAAAGAUUUGCCGACUUCAACACCUUCUAGGACCAGGGUGUUGAUUUUCCUUAGAAGCAAAUCCAUGCAUUCCUACACUGUGGCAUCACCAGAUAGGAUGAGUGGCUCAGAUAACGGACUGGAUGAAACAGAACUCAGCAUUACACUCACUCUCCGGAUGCUUAUGCAUGGAAAGGAAGUUGGCAGUAUCAUAGGCAAGAAAGGAGAGACUGUGAAGAAGAUACGAGAACAGAGUACUGCCCGGAUUACCAUUUCAGAAGGAUCCUGCCCUGAGCGGAUCACCACCAUUACAGGUUCUACUGAUGCUGUUUUCAGAGCUGUUUCCAUGAUUGCCUUCAAGCUGGAGGAGGACUUGGGAAAUGGAGCAACCAAUGGAGGCACCAUCUCCAAACCACCCGUAACACUGAGGCUAGUCAUCCCAGCUAGCCAGUGUGGCUCACUCAUUGGCAAAGCUGGAGCCAAAAUAAAGGAAAUCCGAGAGACAACAGGUGCUCAAGUCCAGGUGGCUGGAGACCUCCUGCCCAAUUCCACUGAAAGGGCUGUCACUGUCUCUGGAGUACCAGAUGCUAUCAUCCAGUGCGUGCGACAGAUCUGUGCAGUUAUACUGGAGUCACCCCCAAAAGGUGCCACGAUUCCCUACCAUCCCAGCUUGUCCUUGGGACCGGUUCUUCUCUCAGCCAAUCAGGGAUUUUCCAUGCAAGGACAAUAUAGUGGAAUAUCUCAAGCUGAGGUGACAAAGUUGCAGCAGCUUUCGGGACACCCUGUCUCAUUUUCAUCCUUGGCACAAACUCCAUCUAUAGUUGCAGGCCUGGAUGCAAAUUCUCAGAAUAGCUCUCAGGAGUUUCUAGUUCCCAAUGAUCUCAUUGGCUGCAUCAUUGGCCGCCAGGGGAGCAAGAUCAGUGAGAUUCGGCAAAUGUCUGGAGCACACAUCAAGAUCGGGAACCAGACAGAGGGUUCUUCCGAACGUCAUGUGACCAUCACAGGGACACCUGUCAGCAUCACUUUGGCUCAGUACCUCAUCACAGCCUGUUUAGAGACGGCCAAAUCUACCUCCCAGACGCCCCCCGUUGACCUCGGCAUGACUUUCUCCCAGCCCCUCACCCCUUCGCCAGCCCCAGCGCUGACAGCAGUGGCCGCACCUCCCCCAGCCUUGCUUGGUCCCCCCUAUGCCAUCUCCCUCUCCAACUUCAUCGGCUUGAAACCCAUUCCCUUCUUGACACUGCCCCCUUCCUCAGCCACGGGGCACAAUGGCAACCUUGCCACCUACACGACCAAGAUCUCCACAGCCAAUGCAAGCAAGAAGGCUGGACUCCUGCCCUUUGACAGCCAGAAAAUCAGCAGGAACUCUACAACUCUAUAUAACCACAACCUUUUCCAUCUUCCCCUUUCUCUUAACCUAGUCAUUCUUUCUUCAUGUAUUUAUUUUAAUGAUAAUAAAGUAUUAAACUUGGAUGCCGCCCAUCUAUCAAUGACUCUGGGCAGCUCACAACAAUGAAUCAAGGAAAAUAUCAAAUCAAUAGAACAUUAAAGGUAGAAGAUGGCAAAUGUAAUGAAGCGAGGGUCUCAUUUUCCCUUGCCAAAGGCCUGGGUGAAGAAAUAGGUCUUCACAGCUCUUCUAAACAACAGUGGACUGGAGUUUAUCAGGCCUCAAGGGAAAACUUGUUCCAGAGGUCAGGCACUGCUGCGGAGAAAGCAUACUUCCAGGAUCCUGAUAAAUAACAUUGUUCAAUCAAAGGAACCUGCCCUAUAGGAUAGAAUCAGCCAGACAGAUAUAAUGGGAGGCAGGUAGUCCCUUCAGUAUUUAUCUAAUUUGUGUAGCUUCCCAUCUCACAAGAAGUGACUCUGGGCAGGGUACAACAAAACUAAAAGCAUCACAAAUUUAAAACAUUAGCAAACUAUAAAAGCAGCUAAAAAAGAUUAAUAGAUGAAGGAAUGUUAAUAGUAAAGGUUCCACUCAUUCGUUUAUCUUUCCCUUGAUAUCCCCAGGCCUGCCAGCAUAACCAAGUCUUAAGGAUCUUUAGAAGCCUCGAAGUAAUGAGGCUAUCUGAACUUUACGAGUGGGGUAAAAUUCCACAUGUGGCAGUCACAGAACAAAAAAAAAAAGCCUGUGGCCUAGAACCCACCAAAUGUAGCUGCCCUUUCUGUUAGAUCUGGUGGCAGGCCUGGAUGAAAUUUGCGGUAAGGCUGUCCCUCAAAUAAGAGGGACCCAUGCGAUCUAGGGCUUUAAAGGUCAACAGCAGCAUCCUGAAUUGGACCCAGAAGCAAAAUAAGAACCAAUAUAGUUCUUGCUGCAGAGGUGUAAUGUGUGCUACAUAUUAUAUAACUGCUCACAUUACUGCAUUUUGCACCAGAAGAACUUUUCAAGGACAGCCUCACGUAAAGUGAAUUGCAAUAGUCCAACCAGGCAGUCACCAGCACAAAAAUGACUGAGUAGGACCCUUUGAUCCAGGACUGGUGCAACUGGCGCACAAUAUGAAGUUGUUCAAAAGCUUGCCUAGCCAUGACUGCCACUUGUUCCUUGAGCAGGAGUCAUGAGUCUAAAAAGAUCUCUAAGUUGCACACAGUCUGUUGGGGGAAGGGCAACCUCAUUCAGCACCAAAGCAAUAACAACAGCAAUAGCACUUAAACUUAUAUACUGCUCCAUAGUGCUUUACAGCACUGUCUGAGAGGUUUAUAAUGUCAGCAUAUUGCCCCCAACAAACUAGGUCCUCAUCUUACCAACCUUGGAAGUAUGGAAGGCUUAGUCACCUUUUAGCCGGUUAGGAUCAAACUCCUGGCUGUGGGCAGAGUCCGCCUGCAAUAUUGCAUUCUAACCACUGUGCCACCACAGGUCCUGGUGAUAUUAAACAAGAGGGCUCAAAACUCAAAGUCAUUUAGUCUUGCCAGGGUUCAUUUUAUGUAUGUCGUUUCCCAUCUAGACCUUCACAGUCCCCAGACACCAGGAUAGGAUAUCCAGAGCAUCGCUUAAUUCAUUAGGGACCAAGAUGUACAAUUGAUUUAUCAUCAGCAUACUGGCAAUACUUCAUCCCAUGACAAAAGAUGAGUUCACCCAGUGGCCUCAUGUAGAUGUGGGAAAAGGGAGGGGAGAAUAACCUCUGUGACACUUCACAUAACGGGCCAAGGGAAGGGUAUCUCCUCCCCAAUCACCACCAACUGGAACUGUCCCCAAGUGAACCAGCACAAGUUUAUUGCCCUCUCACAAUCCUCUGAAUCAAUCCAGAAGGAUACCAUGGUCAAUAGUAUCGAAAGCUGCUGAGAAGUCAAGUAAGGCAAGAAUAGGCCUACUACCAUCAUCUUGCCUAUGUAGAGACAUCCAAAAGUACAACUAAUGCUAGUUUUGUUCCAUACCCAGUCUGAAAUCUGAAAGAAAAUGAUUCAGAUAAUCUGAUGCAUCUAGGGUUUUCUGAAGCUAUUGUACAACCAAGGAAGGUUGACUACUGGGCAAAAGUCCAGUACUGCAGGAUCCAGCAAUUGCUUCUUGAGAAGAAGGCACAUGAAGCAAUCUGUAGACACAAUAAGGGCAGAGUAGCAUUGCCACUUCACGCCUUUGCUGCUAGAAGAGAGGCCUCUUGCAAGUCUAACUGAUGUUCUAAAUCGAGUUUGUCCUUAGUUGGACACCAGUCUUGUUCUAGGCAUCCCAUUUCAUUUCCCUCAACUCAUCAAUAAAUCAUGAGGAAUGACAAGAUUUGUGAGAGUGGAGAUGUCACAUAGGCAUGAUCAGAUCCAAUACCUCAAUCAGCCCUGUAAUAAUAAUGAUUUCAGAAGGACCAUGCAGCAAAGCAACAGGAACAAUCCCCAGCUAUCCCCUGAAACCCCUCUGAGUCCAUCAGUUGCAAGCGGUGGACCAAUCUAAUGGAUCCAGCCUCCCUACAGUGGAUUGCAGCUUCAGAGAAUCCCAUAGUAAUCAGGACAUGAUCUGACUAUGACAAGGGGGACACUAAAAGCUCCACCAGUCAAAGAACACAUAGCCACUGCUCUGGCAGGAACACUAAAUCUGGUGUGUUACCAUAGUCCCAUGAUGCCCAUUGCCAUAAUAGUAGCUAUGAAUUCCUGAGCCAUCUCAGAUUCCACUCACAGAGAAGGCAGAUUGAAAUCCCUCAAGACCAUAAGUCUCUACCAUCAACCAGGAGGUUGACUCGAGAGCAGCUGGAAGCCAGGGCUUCUGAAAGUCUGCUGUCCAGGUAUCCAGGCUGAGAUCAAGGAGCUGGAAUGCAAAACUGAUAUAAAACACUGGUCCAGUAUUCUCUGGGAAUGGCCCGUUCCUUGUCUCCUGCCAUAUUUCGUAUGCCCAUAACCUGUACCAGGUUGUAUGCCAUGUAGGGCUUUAUAGGUAACAGUCACACUCUGAAACAAACCAGCAACAGUACAGUUUGUGAAGAAGAGAUGCUACAUGGGCAUAUUGAGAUAUGCCAAUUAUUGCUAACGCUGCCACAUUUUGGAUCUUUUGAAGCUUCCAGUUGUCUUCAAAGGCAGCCUCACAUAGAGUGCAUUGGAGUCAUCAACUUGUAAGAUCAAUCAAUGUUGAAAUAGGGUCACAGACCAGAGUUUCAACCUUGUGAGUUAACUAGGGCAUGCAUGAGGAGUGACCCAUGUAUGAAAGAAUGCAGCUGAUGUACCAGUUGGAGUUAUGCAAAGACCUUCCUGGCCACAGCUAACACCAACUGCAGAUCCAAGGAUAUCCCCAGAUUGUGAAUUGAACAGCGAAUUGCUACCUCAUCAAGUAAGCAAGAUCUAAAAUGGAAUAUCCUCAGAUCUGGGUGGCCCAAACACCCACAGCCAUUCUGUAGGAUUGAGGAGAUAUAUUUCUCCCCAUCCAAACUCAUAUACGACUGGACACGCUAUAUGAAUGCACUUAUUUUAUUGUUUUAUCAUUAUAUUUAUUGUUUUAAUUUUGUGCGCCGCCCUGAUUCCCUAGGGAUUGGGCGGCAUAUAAAUUUUAUUAAUAAAUAAAUAAAUAAAUAAAUUGGCUGGCCCAUAGUCAAAAGAUAUAAUUGGGUAUCAUCAUCACAUGUCAAUUGAGCCACUAUGGCUUAUUAAGCAAAUCAUAGCUAAAGCUAAUUGCAGCUCAGCACGAGGAAUGAACAUUUUGUAGUUGGGGGAGUGGAGAUAGAACCUUCUAUAUAUUUGUUUCUAUUACAAAAAUAUUAUUUCAUGUGGAUUUGCUUUAAAUGCAAUCAUAUGGGGUUAAGUCCUGAGGAAGCACUAUAGAGAAACCUUUGUGGGAACAGCUUGCUUCCCUGCACCUUUCCCACGUGAAAAGACAGGAGAGCUCUGCAGUGCCAUUGGGGCAGCAUAGAAAUCCUGUAAAAUAAACACACAUAUUAUUAACUUGGGAAUUUUCAUUAAUGUUAGUCUUGGGAAAUGUUCCCCAGACUUCCUUUGAUUAGAUAUCUUUGCUUUUCGGCUUAAAUAAACUAACACGGUGAAAGCCCGGUCAAAGCCUUCAGAGCAGCAAGAAAAGAUAAUGUGGUACCACAUAUUCAUUGUCCAAAGAGAAAAAGGAGGAACAAAGUUUCUUGCAUUCAAAUAGCUACUUACCAUAGAAAGAGUAAGGGAGUUUGAUGCAGCACUCCAUUGGUCUGGGUGUGGGAAAGGAAAAGAUUUAUAAGAUAGUCAUAUAUUAGUAAUAGUAAUGGUUCGAGACAAGUCUUCAGCCUUGAAACCCCUGCUGACCAGCCCCAUGUAUUGAGAAUAUGUAACAUGCCUGUCAUUCUCACCUGUAUCUACAAAUUUUCUGCAAAAAAUGAAUAAGCGACAUUCCCCAUUCAUUCACCCAAAUACAUCGUCUAUUCUCUGCACUAUGGAAUAGGACUUGUAAAAACACCUGGGACUUGAUCUGAUGCAUUACUGCCUGAAUUAGCUACCAUUCAUUUGGUAUCUGACUUGGAGCAGAAAUUAAUUUUAUUUCCAUACAGUUAAGGAUCCAUAAAGGAUGAAAUCAUAAUUCCUGCAUCACAGAAAUCUUGUUGGAGAGAAGAGAGCUUCGUGAACUGUAAAAUUUAGAAGGCAACUAAAUGUUAAAAAAAAAAAGGCAUCAUUACAGAUUUUACUUGGCAGGUCAUUGCUGACUAUAGGUGGUGGUUCCCAUCUCCGUUUCAAGGCUAUUGAGCCCAAACUGUCAGAAGACAUUUCCACAGUCAUGUGGCCAGCACGAUGUCAUGGAGCUCUGUUACCUUCCUACUGAAACUACCUAUUUAUCUACUUGCAUGUGCAUGCUUUCGAACUGUGAGCUGGACAGAAGCUGAGGUGAGGACAGGAGCUCAUCCCGUCAUGUGGCACUCAGAUCUCAAACCUCGGCUUCCGGCUUUCCAGCCAACAAGCCCAUUGUUUUAACCACUGAACCACACUAUAUGAAUCAGUAUAAAUCAGGGGGAUAUAACCUAUGCAGGUCCCAGAAACAGCAGAAGCAGGAAGAUCCUUUCUCCCCAGAUGUCAUCAAAUUAUAAUUCUAAAGCCAUAAAGAGUAAAAGUUCUGAACUACAUCAAGAAUAAUCUUAUUUACUAUGUGUUAAUUCCUGUUAAUUACAAGUGAUUCAUUUAAUCACAUUUACUUUUCAUUCUAACUCCAACUGACUGGUUUUGGAAAGUGGUUGCUGGCAAGUCAUUUAACACUUUUCCUGAAGUUGUGCUCUCCUGUUACAAAUGACUCCAAGUGAAAUGGCCAAGAUCAGCUUGCCACGCACAAAUAUGAUGUGGUAACAGAAGAUAAACAAACCAUUUCUUUCUUACAUAAGGUGGUAAACCAGGGCUACAAUUACAGCCAUGAGAGUUACUGAUGCCACUGUGAAGGGCAUGAUGGCAGUCUAAUAAAAAUAUUUGUAGCUCAGGGUUGAACUGUGGGGCCCUUGAAGCUCUCUGAUUGGUUGGGGUUUUUUUGCAGACUUCAUGAGCCAACUAAGUAAAUCAUCAGUGCUGAAUGGAUAAUGAAACAUCUGCAGGAAAACAACUAAGCUCAGAGAGAAGAAGGACUCCCACAAUGUUGGCAAUUCAAAUGACACAAUUCCUGAUUAAAACAUGAUAAAUGAGGAAAAUACUAUUAAAAUACAGAUACCAUGCAAUAAACAACAUUGGCACAAUGUCUGUUACCUUGACAAAAGUCAGUGACUAGCACUGAUUAUGCUACUUAGUUUGGGUAAUGAAAUGUCUGCAAGAAAACAGCCAAACUCAGAGAAUACCAAGAACCCCUCAUUUCAAUAUCAAGCUACAAAUAUUCUCUUUUAUUGGUACAAAUAUUUUCUUUUAUUGAUUCUGACUUUUGCAGUUCAUCUUUGGUUAUCAGUAAUUGACUCAUUCAUGUCCCCGGCUGUGUCUGUGUCUGGGAUUCUCAAUAAAAGAGCUUUAAAGAAAGAAAGUCUGCAAAAAAAAAAAAAAAAAAAAAUACGCUAAAAUAAAUCACUUUUAAAAGUACCAGAUUGUUGGUUGUUUUUAUUAUCACAUAGCCUUUUUCCUUCAGUUUCUUCUUCUGGCUACCCAUAUCUGACAGUUUCUUCAGGAAUUGAAAGACAAUGUGUACUGUUCUUAGCUCAUAAGUAAAAGUAGUUACAGAAUUCUCAGAAUCAGCCAACACUCCCUUAUGUCACAGAAAGGAAACUAGUGAGAAAUAAUAAAUUUUGAGCUUUAUUUCUUUUAAAAUAUCUGGGAGUAAGAGGGAAUGUGUAUUUCCAAUAAAUGUACUUUCUAUUACCAUUCCACUCUGCCUUUCUCAAGGUUUGAAUUACAGCAGGGUGGAAGAAGGACAUUAGUGCAUGGUAAAUAAGACUUAGGGGACAGAAAGAGGAAAUAAAGUUUGUCGAUGCCAUCAAGGGACCUGCUACUCAGUCUCUGUAAAUCCAAGGUGCUGUUUCUAUACGUACAGGGAAUACCUUUCCGGGUAAUUAAACAUUACAAGGAAGAAUGUUACACAUGCUUUUGGCAGGUACCCUUCAAAGGGCAUAUAAAGGAUUUUCUCAUUGAACAUUCUACUUGGAAGCUGGUUCAAAACUAAGAAAAGAAGAGAACAACUCUUGGAAGAUUAAAAAAAUAAUGCCCCCAGCUUCCCAUUUCCAUAUCCUUUGUAGAUUAUCUUUGUGGAUGCCCCCCUUUCCCAAAACAAUUCUGUUUUGAAUUGAGGUAAAGCAGAAGCAGUCCUCUCUAGUUUCCAGUCCACUCUUGAAUGAUUUUGGAGAAGAAAGAAAUAACUUUUCUUCCUGUCUUUUCCAACGCUAAAAGCCCACACGGAGGAUCUUUCACCACUCAUGCAGCUGCUAUUACAACCAUUUUGUUAUUUUGAUGGAAGUUGUCAAAGCUCCUUUUUCAGAUCCUUGGAUUUCCCCAACUACAACUCUUUUGCAGCCACCACUGCAAUCACAGUACUAUUAAAUAGGAGACCGAACUCUACUUACUGGUCCUGACAGAGCACCCACGGUAUAUGAAGACAGCUUGGGUUUAUUCCCGGCCCUGUCCAGAUUAAAAGAAUCUGAUCUCUUAGACAAGCAGAUGCCAGUAGAGUUGCCGGUAGAGAGAAAUCUAAGAAAGGGAGAUAGUCUGACCUAGUAUAGACAGAAUCCUAAGUCUAGGACUGAGU